Molecule: messenger RNA, 453 nt
Organism: Rhizophagus irregularis DAOM 181602=DAOM 197198
Lineage: Eukaryota; Fungi; Glomeromycota; Glomeromycetes; Glomerales; Glomeraceae
Source: RefSeq, a predicted model, not a curated record
AUGCCAUUCCAAAUAAGAAGAAACAAGAUUUUUGGAACGAUAUCGCCAGUAUUAAAGCUUAAUAAACAAGAGAAUACCAACUUUUUCCUAAGUAAAGACUGUCAUAAUAAAUGGCCAAAAGAUAUAGAGAAGGAACUGGAACUAAGAAGAGUUUGGUGGUGGAAAAAAUAUACAAAGAGUUCUCAACAAAGUUCUGAACUUCCAUUCGAGCAGGUAUAUAAUGAAAAUGUUGGAUCAAGUAGUGUAAAUUCUUUUGAGGUAACAUCCUCUUCAAUCUUACCUAAACGGCCCAAAGGGAAAUCAAGUUCUGAACAACAACCAUUGGAAAAGGCUGUCAAGGAUUCCUCCAAAUUAUCAUCACUUACAACAUCAAAUCUAUUAACUGUCGAAAUACCUAACACCUUUAGACCCGUAAUCCAACAAUUCCUUCUUUUUCGCAAAAUGCUAAUGUAA